AUGUCGUCCAGCCUAGUCUACCCCUAUCGAGGAUCUCAGGCCUUCUGCCUGUCAGUUUCGCACCAGUACUUAGAGAAGUUUGUGGCUUGUUUGUCCGACAAGGCUUUCAGACUGAUGGGCGAAGCUGCUUCGCCGGCUCUGGCGGAGAUCUACUUCCAGAAGGCGGCGGAGUUGACGCCUUUGUCUCCUAAGGCGGCAGGCUUCUUGGCCUUCGCGAGGCUGAAGUCCGGGAUGAGCCGGGAGGCUCUCGUCUCGUUCCGGCGCGCUGGGGAGUUGGAGGGCGCGUCUCCAACCGGGACUACCCUUUGCGGAGAAGCAAGCGCGCUGGUAAGUCUUGGCGACUUUGCUGGCGCCGCUGAUGCUGUCCGUCGGGCGGACGAGACGGACAGCAAGCAGAGAUGCAGCGAGCAUCAUGGAGGCGUGCUGGGCAAAAGCAUGCAGCACUUCAAGCAAAUGUCGCAAGAUUGGCGGAGACGCAGCCCGCGCUAUCGCGAGCUCCAAGCAGCGUGGGGAAGCGUGGAUUCGGUGGAUGGAUGGAGGCAGUUUCUGCAGCUUCAAAUCGUGAAAGACCACGUCGAGGCUGCUGAGCGAUCUACUGGGGCUCCUGGGCUGGUCUUCCUGGGCCGGCCGUCGGUCCAUCUAGCCGGCGUGCUGCGGAUUUUGCGCGUCUUGCGGGAGGUCCAUACUCUGAGCUGGCCCGCAGAGUUCUGGCUCGAGGCUUCAGACGUUUCAGUCCUGGAGCCCUGGGCCUCCGAGCGCCUGAAGGCGCUCGGGGCGACGCUGAGGGUGGUUCCCGCCCCGCAGGGAGAGCUCGCAAGAGACCAUCCUUUCUGGAGGUGGCAAGCGCAUUUUGCUUUUCACCACCGGCAGAAUCCCGAAGCUGUGUCCAGGCUGAAGGCCUACGCGCUGAAGCCUGUCGUCCUUGCUCUGAGUGAUUGCGACCCUUGCUUGGUCUUGGAUGCCGACAACGCUCCGCUGCGCUCACCGCAGGAGCUGCUUAAGUCCUUGGAUGAGAUUCCCGCUCUGUUCUGGCCGGACUUUUGGUCUGCGCCCAGGACUGAGCUCUGGUCAGCCUUUUCACCUGCAAGAUCACAGGAGAGUGGUCAACUUCUGCUGAGAAAGACCGUCGAGGUCCGGCAGGCUUUGCUACUUGCCACGCUGUUGGCCGUGCGCCCCGACCUUUACCUGGAGGGCAUCUACGGACAGCAGGGGCAGCUGAUGUGCGGCUACGGCGACAAGGAUGUCUACCAGAUGGCCUUCCGGCUCUUGGGCGUGAAGUUCCGAUUUGUGGGCUCCUCUCCUGGCGUGCUUGUCACCACUGGGGGUGACUACGCUGGGCUCGUUCAGCAGGAUGAGGAUGGGCGCUCUCUCUUCGCGCAUGCGUCCCAGGCAAAGGACCGGCUCUGGCAGCUCCUUGAAGCAGACGCCUUGCAGCGGUGCUUCCAACCUCUCCUGCACCUCCACGCGCGGAGCUGGGUCGCCAUGCACCCAGCGCCGGGGUAG
Molecule: messenger RNA, 1503 nt
Organism: Symbiodinium natans
Lineage: Eukaryota; Dinophyceae; Suessiales; Symbiodiniaceae
Source: the annotation of a GenBank genome assembly